AUGGAAGACCUUAAAAAGAAGUACGAAGAGCUAACUUGCAAGUUGGCUGCCAAAGAGGAGAAAAGCCCUGCUAGAGAGCUUAUGGACAACACUGACUUGCCCUUCAUCGAUCGAGUAUUGGGUUUCCCCUUGCCUGACAACUUCAAGAUGCCUCGUGUCAAGGAGUUUGACGGUAACAGUGACCCUUCUGAACAUAUGGAAAGCAUUCGCGCUCAUUUUUCCCUUCACAUAUUUUCGGAUGAAAUCGCAUGCAGAAUCUUUCCCCUCACUUUGGAAGGAGUUGCCAAGGAUUGGAAGAAGCACUCAGCUUGUUCACUAUCCCUUCGUCAGGGAAAGGAAGAGAGCUUGAAGGAUUUCAUGCUCAGGUUUAAUAAAGAGAAGCUGUUGGUGGAGAACCCAAGUGAUCAAACGGUACUUUCUGUAUUAUGGCAUAGAGUCAGGCCAAAUGGGCCUCUGAUGGCUGAAGUGUCAAAGAGUUCGACCGAGAUAACUCAUCGCCAAUUUAUUAGUAAGAUGGAGGAGUACAUCAAUCAGGAGGAAAUGAUUAAGGCUUUAAUGAAAGGUCAGGAGGAAGAAGACCGAGAAAAGGAGGACAUCAAGAAGGAGAUACCUGCAACGUCCACUCCGAAAGAAGGGAAAUUCCAAAAGAAAGUGGUGAAGAAGACUGUGCCAUCCUUCCCGAAGAUAGAGCCCCGGCGACGUGAAGAUCGAAGGUUCACACCCUUGAAUGUUAGGGUCAAUGAAGUGUUUAUAGAGAUUAGAAGGGACCUAGCUUUUAGGUGGCCGAGUAAGUUGCGGGGUGAUCCGAGGAAGCGAGAUCGAACAAAGUUCUGUGAGUAUCAUAAUGAUCAUGGGCAUUUGGCGGAAGAUUGUAUAACCCUGUGGCAGGGGAUCGAAACCUUCAUUAGAAAUGGAAGGCUGGUGAGAUUCCUUGCAGGAGAGAGGAAUCGAGAUGCGGUUCACCAACAGCCCCUUCUGUUGGAUGCAAACCUAGAUGCAGGAGGACGAGAGCCGAGACGUGAUUGGGAAGAUGGUCCGAGAGAGGAUCCGAGAGCCCCUCGGGAGCAAGGAGUGGUAGGCGAAAUCCACACUAUUUCCCGAGGAAUAGCUGGUGAAGGACAAUCCAACUCAGCCAGAAAGGCUUAUGCGAGAAAAACGCAGACUGAAGAGGUCCUUACAGUGCAAAGACCUUCUAAGGUUGCAAGGAAGGAUUCAAUGACUCUUUCUUUCUCUGAAGAAGAUGCUAGGGGAGGUAAUGCAGCCACAUGA
Corylus avellana is the source of this 1269-nucleotide messenger RNA. The record is from RefSeq and is a predicted model, not a curated record. NCBI's taxonomy places the organism in Eukaryota, Viridiplantae, Streptophyta, Magnoliopsida, Fagales, Betulaceae.